AUGACUAGCAGCGUCGAAAAGGGUAUUCAACGCAGUCCUCAUGGCUUACCAGGCUUGGCAUCGUUCACAGCGAGAGACCCGGACCAUGAAACAUACAUCUUCCGAAGGUUCAACGACCUGACCGCGCGGAACCUUCUCCAUCUGCAAAGCGAGUUGCUAGAUCUGCGUCAGCAACUCUGCGAACUCGAUAGCGAUGCGACCAGUAGCACAGCAAGUGGCGAGCUCAAGGUCUGCAUGCAAAACCCGCAACUGCUACACAAGCUUGCAGCCGAGCGUGAUGGACCCGAGAAGAAGCUUGUCAUGCUACUCGAGAAGGUCGAGAGAAAGCUGGACAAAUACCAACGAGCGGUGCUCCAGGCGAGCGAAAUGGCCCGGUUGAAGGGACCAUCCGCUCGUGUCAAGAAAGCCUACCAGGAUGCAUUCAGCCAAAUGAACAUUAGCGGACCGGCUGCAAAAAUGCUGGACGAACAGGCAGAUCUAAUCGCCCUGAAGCCGCCUCCAGAGGUCGAUCCCUUGUCGUAUCUCGUUCGGGAACAUUGGCCCUUUCCAACUACAAAACUGUCUGCAGUCGAAGUCGAUCGAGCUCGUCACUUCCAAGAGCGCCGCGUCCGGUGGGUUGUAUCGAGCGUGAGCAUCAGCAUUGCAGCUCUGCUUCUUGUUGGCUCAAUCAUAACGCUUUACCUCGUUCGCAAUCCCGAUGUUCGACUAGGGCUGUUGAUAGUCUUCAUUCUGCUGUUUGCGAUCGGCAUUCGCAUCAGUACGAGUGCAAGUCGAGAGAACAUCUUCGCAGCAACAGCAGCGUAUGCUGCAGUCCUGGUGGUAUUCGUCUCUGGCGAUCUUGGACGCGCGAGGGUUGGGCAGAGGUGA
Messenger RNA from Cercospora beticola, 867 nucleotides. RefSeq lists its product as uncharacterized. Lineage: Eukaryota; Fungi; Ascomycota; Dothideomycetes; Mycosphaerellales; Mycosphaerellaceae. The record is from RefSeq and is a predicted model, not a curated record.